AUGCAUACGAGGCGUUUGGUGAAGCGUUCAAUCCUGGGGAGCCGGGUGUAUGCGCCGAGUCCGACAGGGGACGGGGCUCCGUUGACAGGAGUUGUACAGGCUGUCAAGCAGGAAAACAGAGAUGUUUCAACCGGACCUCGGCGUAACGUCUACACGUUACUAAUGCAAGACGGAAGCCUGAAAGAAUUCUCCGAGGACGAGAUAGCCGUGGGCUUCAACCAAACGACGGCGAAAGGACCGCUCAAGUCGAGCAUGAAGGUGUGUGUGACUGUUUGUUUGUUUGUGUGUGUGGCCGGGAAGCCUGCUGUUGUUGAGCGGCGGUGUUUUGCAGCGUUUAACCGCUUCGUGCACAGACGGAGCGAGAGCGUGUUAUUGCAUCCAUUGCCCGCCGCUGCAACCGGCGAUUACAAACGAUGUUAAUGAUAGGCAGACAGUCACACACCCAGAAUAAUCCAGAUGAGAUUUCUGUUCCGGUGCAGAACUGCAGAUUGAAUAAUAACAAUGGACUGUCAACAUAUUUAGCAUUAAAUACAGGACAAAGGGGUUCCCAUUGAAUGAUUGAUUAUGAUAGGGCCCUAGAUGCGCAGUGUUUUUCUGACCGAAUGACUGUAGAUUUGACCUAGUGGGGUAGGUAGCCGAGGCAAACACGCUCUGCAGCAUUUUGGACCGAUCAUUGAUGUAAUAAACCGUCCCAGAUUGUACACAAUGUAUCAGUCGCAUAUGACAUUGGCAAUUCAUGCAUAUUAACCCGUCAUUGCAUUGAAAUAUGUCAAAUUAUAAUGUAUGAAUUUAUGUAAUAACAGUAGUUGCAUUUAUUUUAUUGUGUAGGGGAGUGAGCAGUAUGUAAUCAUUAGCUGGCUAUUUGUUUCAUUCAUGUCACAUUGUGUCCUUCUUGCUGCAACUGAAAACUGUUGACUUUUAGUCUAAAUAACUAGCAUAGAAUAGUAGAUGUCAUUAUUAUGCCACACUGGGUGGUACAUUGUAUUCCUAAAUAUAAAUAUGUAUUCCUUCCUGUUAUGAGUGACCUAAUUGCCUGCCUUUAAAAGUUCCAGCUUGAUGGUGUCACAUGGUUUCACAACAAAGAUGGUCUGGUGAGGCUGCCUGCCUGGUGGUCCCUUAUAAAAACAGCUCCUAUGAUGAGAGGGGAAUGCAUGUGACUGUGUUGGAUAACAUAGCCUAUAAAUACGUAUUGGGGGUUUGAUCCAAGCAAUGGGGUCAUAGUUCAGUGACACGAAUGCAAAACAGGCAUAUGGAAACAUCUUCAUAAAUGCAUGACAGAAAUGCAAGAUGUCAUAGCGCAGGUAUUCAUAUGCACAACCACAUUUUAUAAACAAGCCCAUUCCAUUAUGUAUACAUUUACAUUUACAUUUUAGUCAUUUAGCAGACGCUCUUAUCCAGAGUGCAUACAUUAUUUUUUGUAUUUUUCAUACUGGCCCCCAUGGGAAUCAAACCCACAACCCUAGCGUUGCAAACGCCAUGCUCUACCAACCGAGCUACAUCCCUGCCGGCCAUUCCCUCCCCUACCCUGGACGACGCUGGGCCAAUUGUGCGCCGCCCCAUGGGUCUCCCGGUCGCGGCCGGCUACGACAGAGCCUGGAUUCGAACCAGGAUCUCUAGUGGCACAGCUAUACUGUAUAGUCAGAAUGUAACUACUGGUCAAAUACAGUUCCAUAUAGAGCAAUGUAAGUAGUAUGCUUGCAUAAAGGCACGACAGAAAUGCAAGACCUCAUAGCCAGCGCCUCCUAGCAACCACAUUUUAUAAACAAGCCAUAAUUUCCAUUUAUAGUCAGAAUGUAAUAAUUUUUAAAGGAAUAACGUUCUAACAGAAUGGUAGCUUCCCUCAGCACAGCUCAAUCUUCUAAAAGUUGAAAGACAAGACGUGGAUAGAAUCAGGGGACGGAGGAGAGUAGGGGUCAGAGGGUGGCAGGAGGAGAAGAGGGAGUAGAGGAAGGGUGUGAGAGUUGUUUAACUGAAGAGGGUCACAUCUCCCAGCAAGCAGUUGCUGUAGCAGCCGUAGUAACAAAGCAUGGCUUGGAGAGAGAAGGACACCGCUUGGAGAGAAGUGCAUGGCUUGGAGAAGAAUCUGGAGCUCUGGCAAGGUGCCCAGAAUGCCAAAUGAGCACCAUUUUCUUUAGAGGAAGAAGGAGUGGAUGGAGGGAAGGAAGGAGGAGUGGAUGGAGAGGGAAGAGGGUGAUGGAGGUGGGAGAAUGCCACUUGUUGUUGUAAAGGAAGGAGGUGUAGCAUUGACCGACUGACUGCCAUUAAAGGUGGCUCCCUCACAGACAAAGGCAUGUGUUGUUGUUGUUUUCAGUUGAUUGACAUCAGACAGACCCUAACUGAAGCUAACUGGCUGACUCUUUGUUCAUCAGCACAUUGCUCCUCAUGCUCCGACCAACCGACCGACCGACCACAGGUUGGCGUGCGCUCUGCCAAAAUCAUUCACCAUGCAGUGUAGCCAAGGCAAGGCCUCCCCUUGCUUUGAGGGAAGGAUAAUGGAUCCUGCGGUCAGAGGCCUGUGUUGGUGAAUGGAGAAGCACUAAUCAGUAUCCUGACUGUUGCAUUUGGGUGUCGUAAGCCAGUGAUGUGACGGUUCAGAGAAUGAGAUCAAAAUGGUUAACUAGGCUACAUCACCAGACACAUGGAGUGUUUUUAAACCAAUCAAUUACUGUACUCCUGAUCUCCUCUUGUUUUGUGUGUAGUCUACUAUGUAGCAAUACAUAUCAUUGGAAGUUAAACUUUAAUAACAUUGCAUGUAUAUCUUACUACAAUAAUAUUGGAUGCUCUGGCUGGCUAUGUAAGCAAGUCUUUUUUCUUUACCCUGGAGCGAAGCCCUCCCCAUUAGGUAAAUUCACAUCCUUGUAUGUACAUAUAACCUGUAAUCCAGGUAAAUCUCCUGAAUUCUACAAAUAUAUAGCUUUUUCAAUAAUAUUUAAAUGUUUAAUAGCACUGUAUAGGCUAGGCAUAUUUGUUGAACAUUUAAUCUGAAUACAUUUGAUAAAAUAUAUCCUAAUCUCUUUGUGAACAAUACAUCACAUGAGUUGAACACAAAUACCAUUAGGAUGAAACCAAGUAUACCAUGACUCCUGAGCUAUUGACAAUUUAUGAUGCAUGGAAACUUCUUUACCUUUGGCCUACUAGAGGUGAAAAACCUAAUGCCUAAAGCAAGAAAAUUAUUUUGUGUGUGUGGUGUGUACAGCAUGGUAGCUUGUUAAACGCCUUACAUUAUUAAUCUCCUGAAUUUAGGAGCUGCGAGACAGUUACCCCACAUUGAAUACUCUUAAGACGCGUGCAACUCAACUUACAUUUUAUGGCCGAUUUGGCUAGCUCUGCAAUUUCCUGCCAUGCAUGAAAUAUCAUCAUUCAUAUGGCUGUGAAAGGAAGUGAUGGAGAUUGGUUUCGUUAUAGUCAAAUAACUGGUCUGGGUAAAAGUUAAUCUUUCUCUUAGUUCAGAUAAUCCAUCUUGUUGUUUUACUCAAGUCCUGUUUUCAGAAAGUCUUUCUCGCCCGUUAAAUGUUUGCUCAGCCAGGUUUUUAUAGAUAAUAAUCCAUCUUUUACCUCAUUAAUCUAAGUAAACUGGAAAACUGUUUAAAGCUGUGUGUGUGACUGUGUAGCCUGUAGUUUUCUCUCCAGUUGAGAGCUAACCAUGUUCCAGUGCGUUUUGGAGAUGAUCUCAAUCCCACUGUAAGGGUGUUGGGCAUAUUGUCCUUCAACGCUCCGCUGGUGCACUUAGCCAUGUGGAUCUCCCUCUCUUCCUGGCCUGGAUCUGCCCUUUCCACUGUGUGCGUCUGGUGUGUGUGUUCAGCGUGCACGUCUGGUGGUUGAUGUCUUUAUUUAGGGUGCCCCAAAAAAAGUGUGCACGGCAUGGCUCACACGCUAUCUGUUGCGUGCCGAGUCGUUUUGUGUGUGCGUGUGUGUGUAUGCUGCUUCGUGUGGCGCCUCACAUUAUUGUUGCAAUGGGUAGUGGUUUCCAGAAUGUCAGGGGAGAUGCUUGCUUGUGCAAAAGGGAAUGGCUGUCAUCACCACCGGAGCACUGCAGCAACAAGAGCAACCACCUUCAGGGGCUUUCUCACACAAACAAAGAGAGUCCAGACUUUCACAUAUUUGAAAGUCAAACACCCUUCAGUGGUAGCAUACAUCUUGUUGGUGUUAGCUAGCAGCACUAGCAAACUGGCUGUACAUGUGAGUAUUGGCUAGAAUGACUUUGUGGACACCCCACAGGUAAUGCUGUCCCAAAUGGCACAUAUGCUACUAAUACGCCUAUAUCCAAUAAAAAGGAAAGACUGGAAGGCAAACAUGUGGUGCGAUUUCGCAUCUUUAUUCUAUUUCCAGAUACAAAUCCUCUUACAUUUUUGCCUCCCAUAGUCCCAGUCUUUACUCUUCUAUAUUGAUCCAGUCAUAUCUGUCCUCUGCAGCAGAGCUCCUGUAACGGCCGGGGGGAUGGGACUCCACACCAGGCCCAGACCAUGGCGGUCCAGAACGGGGAGGCCAACUCCCUGAGCCCAGAUGCGGUGGAGGGGGAGCGGGCAGUGGACGGCAGGAGGACGGGGCGCACCUUGGAGGGUCCUGAGAGGGACCACACCCGCUCUGUCUCCCUGCUGGAGCAGAAACGCAAGGUGGUGUCAUCCAGCAUCGAUGUGCCCCACGCUAGGUAA
Coregonus sp. 'balchen' is the source of this 4652-nucleotide messenger RNA. The record is from the annotation of a GenBank genome assembly. Lineage: Eukaryota; Metazoa; Chordata; Actinopteri; Salmoniformes; Salmonidae.